AUCCUCAAAAUCGCACGCUUGUAUAGACUGUCUUAAAGGCAUCAUUCCACUUCAGACUCGUUGCAAGCUUGUAGCUGAGCGGAGGCGGGCGUUCACCACGCCGGAAAUCGAAGCUCAAAUCCAAUAUAGAUCGAUCAGUAAAUAGAUCUCGAGCCGGCAGGAGCCGCCGCAUCACCGGCUGCUCGUGUGCCGUAGUAUUUGCAGCGUGCAAGCUCGCUGCAUCUUUACCUUCUGGCAAAGCUUAUCGUGACACCGUUUCGGCCGCAUUGCACCGGGCAACGGCCGGGGUCGAGCGGCCCGCGUGUCCGUCCUGCCGUCGUCGACUUUAUUCCGUUUUAGUCGCCGUGGACUCGCCGUUUUCCAGCGGCCGUUUCGCGCGUUUCAGUCAGCAGCGAGUGCAGUGAGUCCCGGCUACUAUACCGCGUGCACUCUCUUUUUCUCUGCGCCACGCGCUGCGAUUAAUCAACUACCCCGCGAUUCUCUCUUUGGAGACUUAUAGGCUCGCUAUAAGCUCGAUGUAAAACGUCAUGGCAAUCAACAUAAAAUUCACAAAAUUUGAUAACACACCAUGGGGCUUUCGAUUAGCGGGUGGCAGCGACUUUCCACAACCGCUUACUGUUAUCAGAGUCACUGAAGGCAGUUUGGCCGAAUGUAUGGGUUUAAAAGUCGGCGAUGUUAUAGUGAGAUUGAACGAUCAGCCGAUUAGCAACUUGACACACGGACAAGCGCACGAGGAGCUUAUGCAUGCUGGCAAUAAUUUCGUCCUAGGUGUACAAAGGGAGGAAGAGGUACGAAAGGCCGCCGAGGCGAUAUCGGAAGAGAACAUCGUCCCAUAUAAGAUCGCCCUUGCAGACUUACCGCCGGUCUUCCCAGAACAGAUCUUGAAAGAAGAGACCGUGAUCGAGCGGUACAAGGAGGAGAAGACCGUCGUCGAGCAAACAGCGCCGUUGUCCGCUGAGGACGAGAUCAGGCAGGAGGAAGAGAAGCUUGCGGAGGAGAAACCGGUAGACGCCAACAGCGAAAUUGUGCCCAACAAAAAUCUCACGGAUGACGAAAUUGCACAGCUAAUUCUCGAGGAAGAGGAACUCUUGUCCAAUGAAGGAUUACUGGGGGUAAAUUUCAAGAAGUUGAGACCGCGAGCUACGAUUCUAAAAGGCUCGAAGGUACUGGAAGAAUUACAGCACAUUGCGACAGCCGAACCUGAGCGGGUGCAGGAGUUGAAGCGCGCUUCUACCUUCUUACAAAAGCCGCAGCGACCGGUACCAGCACCGAAGCAAAAGCAGAAAAUAGAAGAGGACGACGUUGAAACCUAUAAGGUCGUGAUUAAGAAGCAAGAUAAAAAGACAGUCAUCAAGCGUCUCGUGGAGAAGGGUCUGCUACCUUCAGGAUCGGAAGCAAGUGUUAAGACACCGGAACUGCCGGCAUCGUUCGAGGUAAAAAUGCAUGAAAUGGAAACCAGACCAAAGGAGGAAUGUUUUCCCGUCAUGUCUGAUCCGAAUUCCCCGUGUUUGACUAUCUCCCUUGAUAUCGACACUGCAGAACUCGAUCCGCACGAGACUCGCCCUUCCGAAGAUCAUUCGAUGCAUCGCGCGACAUACAAAUGCAAACCGAAGCUGGUCCAUGUCAAGCCAAGUCACUACCGAAGAUCCAGCAACGGCAGACAUAACGAGAUCAAAGCAAAACCAUCCUUCAAGGAUGAUUGUCUGGAGAGCGGCUUUCAUGAUUACGUUUGCUCCUGCGUUGCUUGCGACGAAGAGCACCUCUGUUCGCAACCAAUGCCGACUCGCGUUGCCAUUUCCAGAAUAAAACGCACUAGGAUGAAAGGAAAAUAUCUGGCGACUUAUCUGCAGCGUGAAAGCAUCAAGCUGAUGUCCCUGAUGACGAAGUUAUUCGAGUUCUUCUUGCAGAAACCAGACGUUUCCGAACCAAUGAGCAUGCCAGAGAUUCGCAGGCGACGUUCAAGUUUCAAGGGCUACUACCUUGAAAAUGUUCUCCAGAAAAAUGUCAGUCCUGUUCUCGAAUGCGUCAAGGAGACGUUUGUCAAUGAUCCGAAAAUAACCGAUGAGAAGGAAGAUGAAUCAAAGUCCACGAAAGGAAGUUGGCGAAUAUUGGCGAACUUUAUGGAUUACGUGAAGAACAGUCUAGGUCAUCUCUUCACCACGUCAUCGAAAGUCAAAUGUGGUUUCAAAGGUGCUGAUGACUCAGUCCUAAACGAACGGAAGCAUGACGAAUGUGCUCGCGAUAUAGAGAUCUCUGAAUGGCACGAGGAUGGUCCAUCAUGUCCAUUGCAAAGAAAAUCUGCCGUUAUCGUUAGCUUCUCCGAUGAUCUAGACAAAGAAAACAUUGAUGAAAAUGAUUACGACGAUGUGCUUGAAUAUACCAGCGAUCUGGUCACGACUGGAGAGACUGAUGAGCGUUCCAUCUCACCUAAACACACGGACGAGAUGGCGGAUAAGGAAGACAACCUCUCAAAACUCUUGCAGUCGGCUGAGGAUUACAUUUCUGCUGAAAUCUUUCAUCGCCGCAGCAGAAGGCUCUCGAAACCACGCAAAUCCAUAGAUAUCGUGCCUGAGGGAGAGGAUAACGCUCUUGAAAAACUUCUGCAGUCAGCCGAGGAUUAUGUUUCCACCGAACUUUUCCACCGAGGCAGCAGAAGGCUUUCGAAACCACGUAAAUCCAUAGACAUUGUCCCGGAAAAUGACAAUAACGCUCUUGGGAAAUUCUUGCAGUCGGCUGAGAAUUACGUUUCCACCGAGGUCUUCCAUCGUGGCAACAGAAGACUCUCAAAAUCGCGCAAAUCUAUAGAUAUUACCCCUGAAAAGGACAACGAUACUCUCAAACAAUUUUUGCGAGCAGCUGAAGAUUACGUUUCCACCGAGGUCUUCCAUCGUGGCCACAGAAGGCUUUCAAAAUCGCGUAAAUCUAUAGAUAUUGACCCCGAAAAAGAUGAGAGUACUCUCGAGAAAUUCUUGCAAUCAGCUGAAGAUUACGUUUCCGCCGAGGUCUUUCAUCGUGGUAGCAGAAGGUUCUCGAGAUCACGCAAAUCUAUAGAUAUCGUUCCCGAAAACGACGACGACGAAACUUUCAGAAAAUUCUUGCAAUCAGCUGAGGAUUACGUUUCCGCUGAGGUUUUCCAUCGCGGUAGUAGAAGGCUCUCGAGAUCCAAAGAUGCGGGACAGGAGAACGAUGUUGUGUCAAGCCUCCUUAAAUCAACCGGCGAUUACGUUUCUAGCGAGGUGUUUCACCGCAGAAGCAGAAGAUUAUCGAGAUGCUUCAGAAGAGAAUCAGUCUCUCUCACUCCUACUCCUACUUGGUGGAGUACUCUGAAGAGUAUUUUGAAUCUAAUUUUGCCUUGGUUCUCGCUCAAGGUCACCGAGGAAAAUCCAGAAUACAGCGACGUCUGCGAAGAAAAGAUUGGGAAGAUUGAUUCCGAAAUUGAGCACGACAGUCGGAGGCUAUCGUUUGUACCGACGAUUCUGUAUCAAGGUGUUACGAACCGCAUCGGCGUUGAUUUCACGAGGCUGGUGGCAUACGCUUUCGUACCAUGCACCUCAAUCAUCCUUUUGUACAUGUAUAAACCAUCGCCUGAUGACAGAAAGAUUCCGACUCCAACCGUAACACCGGAACCUACAUGUAAAACAGAUCAAGAAGGGAAAUCUGAUUCACGUCCCGCAUCAAAAGCAGCAGGAGAAAUGAGAAGCGACGAGAUCGACGAAAUCAGUGCUGAAAAGAGAAUCGAAUCCGAAGAGGAAGAUUAUCGUCCUGAAUCUCGCGCGGCGGGAUCCACGCAGGACGAGGCCGCAACAGCCGAGGAGGAUUCGAGCGUCUCGACGACGGAUCCAGCUGCUAAAGCCGAGAAGAUCAAAGAGCUGGUGUCGACAGAAAUCAAUCUAGAGCAACAACUGGAGAACGUGCAGCGGCAAUUGCUUGCUCUGAAACAACUACCGAGUGAGAUCGAGAAUCAUCUGAGGAUCGUAUCUGACCAAUUGCACAAGAUUAUGGAGCUGAGCGGCAUGCAAGGGUUCUUUGGCAACGGAAACGGCGGCUGUCAUGAAUUGUCAGAAGAAAAUAUAUCAAAACGAGAGGAUGAAGAAAAGCCGAAAGACGAGGAAGAGAACACCGAUGAAGAGGACGAGGAAUUUACUGAGACUUAUGAUUACAUUGAAGAGAUUGCGUGUUUGGAGCGAAAGGCGUCAUCGAGGUCAACACCGCACAUGAUCGAGCCCAGUGACGACGAGGAAGAAAUGGAGGAAGAAGAAGCAGAAAUGAAGGAACUAGACGGUAUGAUUUCCGUGAAGAGCGCGGACGAAGAAGGAAGAAGGGUAAAGAAGUUCAUCGUCUCUUAUGAAACCAAGCUGCUGAAAUCGCCAAGUCCGACACCAUCGCACGGAAGUUUCGAACCAGAUCUUAAACUGUCACCAAAAGACCAAGUUAUACAGGAAUUGCAGCAAAAGGUGCACAAGAGAGGCAGAAAACAUUCGCAGGAGCUCUGGCCCCAGGCUAAGCAGCUCGAACUUACGCAAGGCCGCAGAUGGAGAUGCCCGAAUGACUUCUUCAACGACGAGAUGAUCGCGGAAGUGCUAUCCUGCCAAGCGGAAGUCAUUCGUGGUAAAGCGAUGGGAGUAAAUUUCAAGAAGUAUGAGAAAACGAACCUACCAAACUAUGACCACCUGAUGAACUCGAGCGUCUAUAAGAUGAUUCAUAAAAUGGAGCGAGAACCAAAAAGAGGCAUCCCCGCCAGACCAGCCAAAGUUAAUGCAGCGGAAGACGUAAUCGAGAGAACUAAAUCACCGGCGUUAAGUGUUGUGGAUAACAGAAGCACUCGAAGCAUCAGCCACUAAUCUAUCAAUGAUCAGAAUGUAUUAUAAUAUGAUAGUUUAUAUAUAUGAGGAAUCAACAUAUUUGAAAAAUGAACUAGUCUUAUAUUUCUGAAUUUAUAUUCGAAUAUCAGGAAAAUUGCUAAGAACAUCAUAUUUGCUAAAUUAUUGAUAUAUAAAUUAUUGAUCAUACAUGUUAAAGAAUAUUAUUACACCAUCUUCAAUAUAAUGUUAUAACAUAUGGGUGUAACAAUUCUAAGCACUGCACAUGUGUGAACGUAUUUAAAUCACUUCAGAAAAUGUUUCGGCAAUAUAUUGCAAUAAAGAAAUUAGUCUCUUUUCGUAAAUGUACAUUUGGAACAAAUAAUUCAAUAAAUAUCUAGCUGCAUAAAACUUGACGUUUUGAAACAUGUAGGAAAUAUCUGUAAUUAGUCCAUGCGAAUUUCUUCAAACGUAACUGUCUCAUUGCAGUAUGUUUUUCUAUACCGGUAAAUUACAAAUUAAAAAAAUGUACGUCACGUCAGAAUAAUUAGGUAUUACUCUUUAAUGUAUGACCUACUAUUUUACAUCAAUAUGCGCUCUGUUAUGGCUUAUAUCGCUCUGUAAAAUGUCCAGUAAAUCAAAUAUGACAGAUG
Molecule: messenger RNA, 5452 nt
Organism: Ooceraea biroi (clonal raider ant)
Lineage: Eukaryota; Metazoa; Arthropoda; Insecta; Hymenoptera; Formicidae
Biological process (GO): muscle structure development; actin cytoskeleton organization
Cellular component (GO): filamentous actin; adherens junction; stress fiber
Molecular function (GO): actin binding; muscle alpha-actinin binding
Source: RefSeq, a predicted model, not a curated record